AUGUUCGACAAAGAUGUCGAGAUACAAUCCAUACACAGCGAUUCCUCACAUACUGAUGUGGACGGAACAGAAGAAAAGAGAAAACAUCUAUCGUUGACUGAGAAAGGGGACAUUGAAGCAUACCCAGAUGGAAUCAAUGCGCAGCAGAAUGGAGCUGUCACAAGAACAAGUACAAAGAGCAGUUGGAAGGCUCUCGGACCACCACCUGACGGAGGCUUGAUAGGAUGGACACAAGUUGCACUAGGACACCUUGUCAUCAUGAACACAUGGGGUUUCAUCAACUCGUUCGGCGUCUUCCAAACCUAUUAUGUGACAGCCCUCAACCGUCCGCCGAGCGACAUCUCCUGGGUAGGAUCUAUCCAAGUCUUCCUUCUCUUCUUCAUCGGGACGUUCACCGGCCGCUUGACCGAUGCUGGGUAUUUCCGUCCCGUGUUUCUCGUAGGCUCCUUCCUUGGAAUUCUGGGCUUGUUCAUGACAUCUCUCUCAACAAGCUACUGGCAGUUGUUUCUUGCCCAGGGUGUGUGCUGUGGAUUGGGUAACGGAUGUUUAUUCUGUCCCAGCCUGAGCCUGCUCAGCACAUACUUCAGUAAGAAGAGAAGCCUUGCUCUUGGUAUUGCCGCAUCCGGUUCUGCGACCGGUGGAAUGAUCUUCCCAGCCAUGGUGCAGCAGUUACUCCCCAGGAUCGGAUUUGCGUGGACGAUGAGAUCGUUAGGAUUCAUCCAAUUGGAUUGCCUCAUCAUCUGCAAUCUUGGUAUCCGCCCACGAAUUCCACCUCGAAGAACAAGAGCACUCGUCCAUUGGAAGAGCUUCAAAGAGACACCAUACGUCUUGUUCGCAAUCGGAAUGUUCUUUAACUUCUGGGGUGUUUAUUUCGCCUUCUAUUAUAUCGGCUCUUUCGCCCGCUCGAUAAUUGGACUCCCAUAUGCUGAAUCGAUCAAUCUUCUGAUAACGCUCAAUGGUGUUGGCGUCCUAGGUCGUGUGGUCCCGAAUUACCUCGCCGAUCGAUACUUCGGCCCCAUGAACUCUAACAUCCCCGUCAUCCUUCUUUCAUCCCUGCUUUGCUUCUGUUGGAUUGCUGUAGAAUCGCGAGGUGGCCUUUAUGCAUGGGCUGUUGUGUAUGGAAUUGUAGGAGCAGCGAUUCAGAGCUUGUUUCCUGCGACAUUGAGCAGCUUGACGACAGAUUUGCGAAUGGCUGGAACAAGAAUGGGCAUGGUUUUCUCGAUUGUUAGUUUUGCGGUGUUGACGGGACCACCAAUUGCUGGGCAACUGAUCCAGAGAAAGGGUGGCGAGUAUACCUACGCUCAGAUCUUCGCCGCAGUGGAUUUGUUGGUAGGAUGUUGCUUCUUGGUCGGUGCUAGAUAUUCAAAGAGCCCUAAAAUUAGAGUAAAGAUUUAGAAGUGGAAGCAUGAUAGAUUGGAUUUGAUUAGAUCAGAGACUAGACAUAGACAGACGUAGAGUAGAACGCAUAGACAGACCAGAGACUCG
Molecule: messenger RNA, 1485 nt
Organism: Mollisia scopiformis
Lineage: Eukaryota; Fungi; Ascomycota; Leotiomycetes; Helotiales; Mollisiaceae
Product: MFS general substrate transporter
Exons: 4
Coding region: 1-1395 (464 amino acids)
Biological process (GO): transmembrane transport
Cellular component (GO): fungal-type vacuole membrane
Molecular function (GO): transmembrane transporter activity
Source: RefSeq, a predicted model, not a curated record